Molecule: messenger RNA, 4674 nt
Organism: Styela clava
Lineage: Eukaryota; Metazoa; Chordata; Ascidiacea; Stolidobranchia; Styelidae
Product: cation channel sperm-associated auxiliary subunit gamma-like
Cellular component (GO): CatSper complex; motile cilium; sperm principal piece
Source: RefSeq, a predicted model, not a curated record
CUAUUUUACAGCAUGAGAUACCGGUACUGUACCGUGGUUAAAUUUACAAAUGGGGGCUAGUGAAGUAAACGCCAUAACUGCUUAAAUAACGCCUAACAAAAUUGUAUUGUGAAAUGAAUGCCCUAACUGCUCAAAUAACACCCAACAAAAAUGUAAUGUGAAAUUUUAAUGUAAAAAGAUCGAAAUUACACCCAUAUUGUCUUAAAACCUCGCCGUCAAAAAUGUGAAAAAGGUGAAUGCCUACUCUCAUCCAACUACAGAACUAUCAUAAUCUGAUAACACAGCAAUACCAGCCCACGGUACGACAGCUCGGGUCUUCAUUUUGUCGUUCAAUAAGUGCACAUCAGUUUUAUUUCGUGUUAAUUCGACUCAAUAGAACAAUAAGGUCGCCAAAGCUCUUAGCUGCCUAUACACCAACAUCCUCGGAUUAUCAGCUAACACUAUGUUUGGUCGACUUGCGCGCUUGCGCCAUCAAAGUACAACGAACACGCUCCACAAGGAAGCGAUCAGUCGUGACUGACAGGAUUUAAUCACUGAGUUCAGUGCAUUUAAUGCCCACCAAUGACUUAAAACAAUGUCGUUGGACCUAUAUAACACAUUAUUUUGAGUUCAAUAGAUAACUUCUCUGAAUAAACAGUGCGAACGUGACAUACAAUUAAGUUUGUUAGCCGUGUCUGACAAGAUUUCUCGGGUGAUAAUAUAUAUAACCUAUAAUAUAUAUUACAUUUUUUGAGGUCAAGGGAAACCUACGGAAAAAUAAAAAAUAACCAGAGUCAUUAUAUAACGGCUCUGAUGUAACUGUAGCACAUAAACGCCAUUCCUGUGAGAUUCAAGUAGAUUGUACGUCACAAUGAAGAUUUGGGGGAGAUUUGCCACGUCACUAAUGAGGUUUAGAAAAUUUAGCCUUUGGGGGAGCAAGCUACGUACGAAGAUCGCCAGUACAUCAUCGAUCAACAGGAUUAAUAUGGAAUCGGAUAAUCGAACGAUAUUCUGGAAAUGAACAUACGGAGGCCACUAAAGUGAAUGAAUGAGAACUGUUGUAUAUUUAAAUGAACCUGUUUUUUCUGCAAUUACUCAGCGAAUUUGCUCAAUGCAAGCUCAAGUGAACAAAACUGCAGUAGUAAGUAAAGAAAACUCGGGGACCAUCAAAAUAGGGAUGAUAGUUCUUUGCAUAUGGGUGUGGCUUCGAUGUGUUUCUGCACUAAAUUUCCAUUGGACAUUGGAAGUUACUACUCUUGAAGAGGAAUUCCAAAUCGACAGUCAUCCUGAUGCUGCGUCGCGCGCAGUAGACAUUGCGUCCAUCCCGCAAGAUUUUUCGAACCAGGAUUCUGAAAGCGAAAAUCAGACAUUGAUUCCUCAUCUUGCGAAGGUGCAGAUAUCAGAUGAAAACGGAAAAAUAUCGGACAUGGCUAUGAUGAGGUUGCUUUCAAGUACAGCGGUACCAACAGCAAAAAUAUUUUAUCCAUCUACAACUGAAAACAACGUUGACAGUGGAAAUAGUUUAUUAAAAAUUCAAGGAAUGAUUUAUAAAAUUGAUGAAGAACCUACCUUAAAGUUAUGUAUUAUGUAUCCGAUUCCUAUGGCAGAAAAUUUGAGAACUAUCUACUUUUCACUGCCUUAUCUUGUUGUUGGUGAUAUUAUGCUACUAGAAAUAAGAACACCACUCCAUGGUGAUUUUGUCAAUAAGUAUGACAAAAAUAUAAUAUCAGCUGUUUAUCCACCUCAUAAACAUAAAUGGGUUCCUGAAAUGUCUUCAAACGGAUAUUCUAUGGUGUUCAGUCAUGUUGAGAAUAUCCUUCUUAGUUCCUUUGAUGAGUUUGAGCAUCUCCAUUCUGAAGAAGUGAUGAAUUCUCAGGAAACUCAAUGCUCUGAUUAUGAUGAUUUUGCCAUUCCAUUUCAAAAAAGAAUUUUAUAUAUGAGCAAGGCAGGGCCAUUCCUUCUGGUUGCGGAUAUGGGUGAUAAUUGGAAAGUUAUCAGGGAUUCAAUUAUUUUUGAUGAUGCCGAGGACAACAUAGUUUGUCUGAAACGUGCUACUGUUUCACCUCCAUCAUAUUCUGAAGAUAUUAUGGUUGUUUCUAGUCAAAAUCAACUUUUUAUUACUUCUGCAGACACAAAUAAACCAAAUGCAGCAUUAUUUAUGAAGCAAUUGAAUGAUUCAACCGAUGUCAAUGUUUGUCAGUCGGCAUCUUUGUCUGAAUCAGAUUGCAGUAUAAUUGGACAUUCAUUUGAUGCAAGUUCCUAUUUGGAACUGUUUGUUUUGUUGCAGAGCAUCUCUACUUCAAAAUUAACUCUUGUAAAAUAUAAAGGUUCUGUAACAAAUGGCCAAUGGAGUAAAGUAUUUACAAUAAUGAACAAGCUUCCAACAACAAUUCAGGAUAAAGAAAAUCUUGUUUUUCUAUCUCAAACUGAAGAAUAUUCUGGUCAGUCAAUUGAAAUUGCUGGAAUCAGUACUUUGACGAGACCCGAUGGUACAUUGUACAUUUGGGGCAACGUUCUACUUGUUUAUGACAUUCGAAGCGGCAUACUUGGUUGGGUUCAUUCCUUUGAUGCUCAAUCUUCAGGUCAAUCUGAUCAUGCUAUUCAAUUCAGUUCCCCUAAUGAAAGAAAUGUUUAUAGUAUUUUGACGUCAAAAGGUGAAAUAUGGGUCGGUUCUGCCCAUCCUUUUGCAAAACAUUUCUCUCAUUUAUUAACUCAAGUUAGUACUGGAGAAAAACCACACUUGGCAGUUUAUUUUGAUUCAUCUGAUGUGCUAUAUGGCCUGACUUACCAUGUUACAAAUGAAAAUGAAUAUGCAUUUAAAAGAGAGGAAAUUAAAAUAAAAGAAUCAAACCUAGAAUGUGAUAGAAUCUACAAUUGUCCAAGGUUAUCACUUCAAUGUGAAGCUGAUUCAUCUGUGUUCCAUAUCAAUCAUACCAGAUAUUCACGCAUAAGACAUUUCUCUAUUUACCCUCCACAACUUAUGCCGAAGGCUCAAAAAAAUCCAUACUUCCCCCAUCUUUAUGACAAAACUUCAUUGGCUACAUUUUUUGCGGUGAAACAGAGAUUUUUUUCUGGACAGAAAAUCAAUCAAACGCAAUGGUGGUUGAAUGAGAAUGAUUACAUUCGUGAAAAAGAGAAUUACAAACUCAAUAGAUGGUGGUAUACUCACGACGAACCAUUGAAACAAUAUUUGAAGUUUUUGGCAAUAGCUGACUUUCUACCGAAUGAUCCCAUGAUGUAUAUACAUGAAGGUCAAUAUCUUCAUGAAAUUGCUCAACCACUCGGAAAAUAUGAAACCUGGAAUCCGGAAACAUGUGGCCUUCCAACAGUAAUAUACUUGGACAAGAAUCAAGAAUAUAGGUUCAACAUAACAAUUGAACAUGCACUGUCGGAUAGUUAUAUAGCAUUUAAUGACUUGCAAUUGGUCAUUGUUACCUCAAACAAUAAUGCAAUUGACAUAACCCCUGUACGACUUCAGACACCUUUUAGUAUUCUUUACAUGAUUGUCAUAACUGGAAAACAAACCAGCCACAAGCCACCUGGUAAACAUUUGACAUCUGUGUCUGCUUCAUUUUAUCCAUGGAAUCCUGCAUCACCAUCUUCAAAAUAUUCUUGUUGUACAACGGUACCUGAGGGAACUUCAUAUGAACAAAAUUUGUUGGUCAAAGUUGGAUGCCCCCCUGCUCGUCGAUUGAUGUUUGACUCCCAACGCUCAUUAGAAAUUUUAUUCAAUCGAGGAAGGACUGACAAUUUUGAAUGCUUGUAUGAUGUGGAAGAUGAUGUUCCAUGCUUCACAACCUCUGAGUUUGCUGCAGCGUUCUAUGUUGAAGACCUUGUUACUGGGGAGCGGUCAAUUUUCGAUGGAAAUUAUACUUUACAAAUAGUAGGUGGAGGUAUAGGAUAUCUUCAAAAUGUUAGAGAAUAUAAUGAAGAAGAGAUUUUGUCAUAUAAUUACAGGCCAGGAGAUAGUAAAAGUCUUCUGAGCCUGAUAUGGAGUGUUCUGCUUGAGGGUUCAAGUGAAGGAAUGAAAGAUGAGAAAACUGGCAGAUUGAUAUUUGAUGCUAAAGAUCCUGCUAGUAUUGUAUUUGAAUGUCGACUUGAUUCUCCAUGUGGAAACAUACCACUUGGAACAUACAAUCCUGGAGAAUUUUAUAUUCAAAUUGAAGUUUCCAAUAAAGGAGUAGAUUCAUCAACCAAUUGUGAUUACACAAUGAGAUUCAUGAUUCAUUUAAUUGGAAUCGAACUCAGUCCUAGAGUUCAUCUAAUGCUUAUGUUGGUGAUGUUGUCAGUGUUAUUCAUCCUGGCUAUAUUAUAUUAUGUUUGGAACUUUGGAGGUGGACAUCAGUUCUUCAGAAAGUUAUUGGGAAAAGAAGAUUUUUAUGAAAGUGACAGUGAAGAAGAUUUUGCUGAACCACCACCCCAAUUCCGUGAAAUAUUGAACAGAAGAUUAACUAUUGGUGGAAUACAAACUGCUGGCCUACCUGGUGGCACUGGACAUAAAUCUUCCUUGUUGGCUCAAAGUCUCCACCUUGAAGAACAUGGUGUGAAAAGAAGUUCUCUAAGAGUUCAUGGAGUUUUAAACACGAAGAGUAACACCUCUAGAACUUCUACUCAAACACUGAAGUUAAAUUGAAAUUAUUUAUGCGUUGUUUGAAUCGUUUGUUUAUCAUAAAUAUAUUAUUGUUUUUUCAUUGU